UCACUCUCUUCGCUUGACUCGACGCGUUCGGACGUGCGGAGAACCCACGACUCGAAUCGGUACCUUCAUGAAUUCAUUGCUCUAGUUGUUAUAAUCGAAGACGUUUCGAGCGGAACCCUACAACUUAAAUUUGUUUAGAAAAUUUUAUAUAAAAGCAACUUGUAUGAAACUUAAGAAAAGCAAAUAAAUAGAACCCAGAUAGAAUAAGCACUUCAAAACAAAUUGUGAAAAACAAACUAGCACGUAUUGUGGUGCUGUGUAAACGCGAAAAACCUCGAAAGUGAAACAAAUUCAAUUGAAACGCGGGCGACUCUCAUAAAUAAAGAGUAGUGAAUUAUUAUUUAAUAGUUAUUUGGGUCGGAACAUGUCAAGUGUUGAGACGGCGGAAGAGUUUAAGACGCGCUCUCAAAUCGAUCAGCCGGUGGAGACUCAAUUCAAUGGCUCCACGGAAUUUGUACUCAUUACUGAUCAUAAGUCACCGAAGAAGGGCUGCAACAUCGGCGAUUUCCUCGAGUCCGGCGUAAAGAAUGUCUUCCGCAAGAAGACACUCUACAAGCGCUUUCCGAUUUUGACCUGGCUACCGCGUUACACACGUAACGACGCAAUCGGCGAUGUGAUUGCCGGCAUAACGGUCGGUUUAACGGUCAUCCCACAGGGUUUAGCCUACGCGGGCGUUGCUGGCUUGCCAACACAGUUCGGUCUUUAUGGCGCCUUUAUGGGAUGCUUUACUUACGUUCUACUCGGCACUUGCAAGGACAGCACGAUCGGUUCGACGGCCAUCGCAUCGCUUAUGGUCUUCCAGUUUGCCAAAGGCGUAUGGCAACUAGCGAUAUUACUCACCUUUCUUACCGGCAUCAUAGAAAUACUUAUGGCACUCUUUCGGCUGACUUUCAUAAUUGAGUUCGUAUCGGGUCCAGUGAGUGCGGGUUUCACCAGCGCUGUCGCACUGAUCAUUUCCACGUCACAAAUCAAAAAUAUACUCGGUAUUAAGAAUGCGUCAGGUAAUACAUUUUUGGAGCGUUGGAUUAGCAUGAUCAAGGAUAUUAAUACCAUACGCGUGGCCGACACUAUACUCGGUUGCAGUUGUGUUGUCAUUUUGAUUAUAAUGCGUUACGUAGGACGUAUUAAAGUCGGUCCGAAGAGUGAUCGUAAAUGGCGUCAUGUUUUCGCAACCAAAUUACUGUGGUUCUUGGGCGUUUCGCGCAAUGCAAUUCUGGUGAUCGUUUGUGCUGCCGUAAGCAUGUAUCUGGAGAAUGAGGGUAAAAGCUAUUUCCGCAUCACAGGUUUCGUACCGGCGGGACUGCCUGAGUUCGGUCUACCGCCCUUCUCUAUUGAGGCAACACCAGCAAACGCCACUUCCGGAGCGCCAGCUGUCGAAGCUAUGAAUUUCACGGAUAUGGUGGGCGAGUUGGGUUUCGGUUUGCUCAUUGUACCGCUCGUCGCUUUGUUGGAGAAUAUCGCCGUAUGUAAGGCUUUUGCUAAGGGCCAACCUAUUGAUACAACUCAAGAGGUGCUCACCAUAGGCAUAGCAAAUGUUGCGAACUCAUUAUUCCAAGGCUAUCGCGCUAACGGCGGUCUCGCACGUUCGGCUGUCAACAAUGCCAGUGGCGUACGCACCCCGUUAGGAAACUUUUACAUCGGCUUGAUUGUGAUAUUAGCUCUGCUCUUUUUAACGGAAUUCUUUUACUACAUUCCACAAGCGGUUCUAGCUGCUAUUAUCAUUUCGGCGGUUAUCUUCCAACUGCAAUAUCACGUGGUCUUGCCAAUGUGGCGCAGUAAACGCUCGGAUUUGAUUCCCUGUUUUGUUGCCUUUAUUGCGUGUUUGGUUUUACCGUUGGAGAUCGGCAUCCUUGUUGCGAUCGGUGUGAAUCUUCUAUUUAUUUUAUAUCACUCAGCACGACCCAAAGUCCGCUUGGAGACAUUAGAGACUCAGGAUGGCAUCAAAUUCCUGCAGCUCACACCGGAUCGUUGCCUCAUCUUUCCUUCAGUUGAGUUUGUACGCAACCUGGUGCUGAAGUUCGGCAACAAAACCACACUGCCCGUGGUCAUCGACUGCACGUACAUCUAUGGCGCCGACUACACUGCCGCCAAAGUGAUCUCUUCUCUGAUCGAAGAUUUCAAACGCCGUAACCAAAAAAUUAUUUUCUAUAAUUUAAAACCAAAUGUUGUGCAAAUCUUCGAUGGUCUGAAUAUUAGCCUAACAUUGUGCUACAACACUGACGCACUGACCCAGGCGCUGAGGGAGAAUCAAAAUGGCGCGGCGACGAAACCGCCCCUAGAGAAUGAUGUAGAGGCUGGUAUAAAAAGAAGCAGCGAAACAUUGAACUCAGCGCUUACUGCCUAAGCCUUGUGAAUAACGAGUACUGAUAAGUGAUGUAUAAAUAGAUGUUAGUUUUGGUGUAAAUUAUGUUCCUAGUUUGUAAAACAAAAACGAUUACAGUUAUAGUUUUAAAAUAAAUAAAAACGUCGGAGACCUUAUAAAA
Molecule: messenger RNA, 2483 nt
Organism: Bactrocera neohumeralis
Lineage: Eukaryota; Metazoa; Arthropoda; Insecta; Diptera; Tephritidae
Product: sodium-independent sulfate anion transporter-like
Exons: 5
Coding region: 365-2344 (659 amino acids)
Biological process (GO): transmembrane transport
Cellular component (GO): membrane
Molecular function (GO): sulfate transmembrane transporter activity
Source: RefSeq, a predicted model, not a curated record